GUUUCUCUCUGCGUAACCUUUUACCUCUCUCUCUCCCUCUCUCUCUGUCUCUCAUCUUCUCAGCGGAGGCAUCGGCGAUCAGAAAAAGGAGUAUUUGAGAUGGGUUGUACGGUUAGAGAGAAGCACGUGAGAGCGGCCCGGAAGAUCCGAGCCGCAUACAAAUCGGAGGUCGAUCUGGAUAGGGUUGCUCUAUCAAAAUCCAUCGUGGAGUCAAGCCUCAAAAGCCUCGUUUACCAUCCAGGUCUCACUGGCUCGUCCUCCUCCUCCUCCACCUCAGGGACUUGUUGCGUCCACAGUUGUUUAGACGAGAGCGUGUGGGCGGAGGAGAAUCUGGAGGAGAUCUUGCUGAAGCAUUUGGAGUUUGUGUACGACCAAGCUGUGUCCAAGCUUAUCGAUUUGGGGUGCGAGGAGAGCGUGGCCAUGAGAGCCGUUUUGAGUAACGGCCAUUGUUACGGUGAAUCUGAUGUGUUGAAGAACAUUGUGAACAACUCUUUGUCGUAUCUGAAGAGCAGCAGUAAUGGUGGUGGUGAUCAGUCAGAGACUGGUUUUACCGAUUUGAGGGAUUUAGAGGAGUAUUCCCUUGCUGGUAUGGUUCACUUGCUGCGACAAGUUAGGCCUAGUUUGAGUAAAGGUGAUGCUAUGUGGUGUUUGUUGGUGAGUGAGCUUCAUGUUGGUAAGGCGAGUACUAUGGAUCUUUCGAGUUUGGGAAACAGGGCAACUUGUCCUAAGGAUGAUGAUCAUAGCUGUGUACAAGGUACAUUGGAUCUCGCUGGUUCUUUAUGUCGUUUCCAUGGAGGUUGGGAUUUUGGGAAUGGAGGAGGAGGGCCUGAGUUUUCUGGUAAAGGGUUUUCUGUGACCAAUCGUGAGUUGAAAUUGCAGAGGGAGAUUGAGUGUCCCAGGAGGUUUAAUCUUUCUCCAGCCAUGAAGUCCUUGUUGAAGCGGAAUGUCGCUGCCUUUGCUGCUGGGUUUCGUGCUAGUAUGAAGCAGAAGCAGAUAGAUGAUGGUGAGAGCACACUUGUGGAGACUGAAGAAAGUGUUGGCUCGGUGUUGGACAAGUUUCGCGGCCUCAGCCUUGAUGAUAAUCUUGAAUCUCUUUGUGAGGAUGGUGUGAUUAUCACACUGCUUCAUCAGGUCAAGGAUCUCGAGAACAAGUUGAAGGAAAGGAAAGAGUGGGCUCAGAAGAAGGCGAUGCAAGCUGCUCAAAAGGUCAGCGAUGAACUCACCGAGCUUAAAAAUUUGAACAGCGAAAGAGAAAGUAUCCAGAUGUUGAAGAAGGGGAAACAAGCUGUUGACGAAUCAACCGUGAAAAGAUUGUCCGAGUUGGAAAAUGCUGUUAGAAAAGCUACUUGUCAACGUGACACAGCAAAUGCAAUUGUUAGAACACUUGAGAAUCAAAACGCAGAGAUCCGAGCAGAGAGGGAAGGUCUCAAACUAAGUGCAUCAGAAUCACUUAAAGCGUGCAUGGAAGAAUCAAAGAAGGAGAAGAAAUGCUUGAAGAAGCUUUUGGCAUGGGAGAAGCAGAAGUUGAAGCUGCAGGAUGAGAUUACAGAUGAGAAAGAAAAAAUUAAAGCCCUUUAUAGGUCUUUGGCUCAGAUAACACAGGAUGAAAAGGAAAUUGAGGCGAAAAGGGUGGAGGAACAAAAAGCAAAGGAGCAAGCUCUGGCUCAAGUGGAGGAGGAACAACGCUCAAAAGAAGCAGCUGAGGCACACAACAAGAGAAAGCUGGAGACUCUACGGUUAAAAAUAGAACUAGACUUCCAACGACACAAAGAUGAUCACCAAAGGCUUGAGCAAGAGUUGUCUCGGCUCAAAGUCUCUUCAGAUACUGACUCAAGCCACUUAUCCAACAAUGUUUGGGAACCAGAAAAGUCUCAAGGAGAAAACAUCGCUAAGCUGCUUGAAGAACUCGAUAGACUUGAAGGGUCUUAUGAGAGUGAAGCAAACAAUGAUAGGGAAUGCAUAAUAUGUAUGAAAGAUGAAGUCUCCGUGGUAUUUCUUCCGUGUGCACAUCAAGUAGUGUGUGGUGGUUGCAGCGAUAAUUUCUUCUCGAGCAACAACAGUGGCGGAGGCAAAGUCACUUGUCCUUGCUGCAGAGCUGUGGUUCAGCAGCGCAUUCACAUCUUUGGAGCAACUUCGUGAAAACUGAGAUAGCGCUUCUCUUUGGGAUUCAAAGAGAUCAUCACAAAUUCAGGUUUUACUUUGCAAGUACAAAAAAAAAUAAUAAUAAAUGCUUAGCUUCUUCGGCAAAGCUUUCUAUACUGGGAAUUUUAUUUUAUUUGGAAAAAGUUUUUUUUUUUUUUUUU
Eruca vesicaria subsp. sativa (arugula) is the source of this 2303-nucleotide messenger RNA. Lineage: Eukaryota; Viridiplantae; Streptophyta; Magnoliopsida; Brassicales; Brassicaceae. The record is from the annotation of a GenBank genome assembly.